AAAAUGUUAAAGUUAAUAUACGAAAAGACAUUCUUACGGAACAUAACGUGGUUGUUGAUUAAUCCUUAUUAUGACAUCAUCGACGUUUUGUGAUCAAAUGCAUGUAAUAAAAUAGAAAAUACGUGUGCUAUUUACUUAUUUGUAAAGAGAGAUGAAAAGAUGUUUUAAUAAAGACUCGUUUUCGCAGCUACGUGCAAAUAUUUGACCCCGUAUGAUAUCAAAUGUUUGGAUGAUACUUUGUCGUCUUCCGUGUUAUCAAUAGUCCUUGUGUUUCAGGUUGAUACACAUUGAUCCAAUCACAUCUUUGUUAUAGAAUGAAUUACUUCCUCAAGAACAAACAAUAUGUAUAUCUAUCAAACUAACCAUUUGUCACCCAGCGGACUAUGUUCCACUAAUCCCUGACAAUCAGAUGCGUGUUAGAUAGUUUAAAUAAACUUUUUUCUCCGACAAGAAAUUCAAGGGAUCAGUGUUACACUUUUCCUAUAGGAUUAAACAGAUCUUCCUUAGCUCUUGAAUGGAGGCAGGGAACCUACCGUUGCCCGGCCCUGAAGGCCCAGGGUGCCCUUUUGAUCAUUUCAGUCUCUCCUUGGUGCAAAACUUCUGAUUGGCCGAGAGAGUAAGAAGGGGGAAAAUCUUUAAUUAAGCAGAUAAUCUCUUGUUGGGACGAGAGCAGCUCCAUUUCAGAGCCCCCUCCUUGAAUCUUGGAAGCUCUGGUGAAGCUUCAUGUGCUGGUAGCUCAGUUUCCUCUCCAUCGUUAGACCGUGUGCAGGCUUUGGACGGGCUCUGAGUCACCGUCACACCCUCACCUGUCAGGAUGUUCAUGCAUUUGGAGGUUUUCUAUUACAUUUUCAUUCUCGUGGCUCACAUGAGGUCGUACUGCUGCUGGUCAGUGAAUAAUUUCCUGAUGACUGGACCCAAGGCAUACCUGAUCUACUCCAGCAGUGUGGCAGCAGGAGCUCAGAGUGGCAUAGAGGAGUGCAAAUAUCAGUUUGCAUGGGACCGCUGGAACUGCCCAGAGAGAGCUCUACAGCUGUCCACCCACAGCAGCCUGCGCAGCGCAAAUCGAGAGACAGCGUUUGUCCAUGCCAUCAGCUCUGCUGGAGUCAUGUACACUUUGACCAGGAACUGCAGCCUCGGAGACUUUGACAACUGUGGCUGCGACGAUAGCAGGAACGGACAACGAGGUGGUCAUGGUUGGCUCUGGGGCGGCUGCAGUGAUAACGUUGGCUUUGGCGAGGCCAUUUCCAAACAGUUUGUGGACGCGUUGGAGACUGGGCAGGAUUCACGGGCAGCAAUGAAUCUCCACAACAACGAGGCCGGGCGCAAGGCUGUGAAGGGGACCAUGCAGAAGACAUGCAAAUGUCACGGGGUGUCAGGAAGCUGCACCACCCAGACCUGCUGGCUGCAGCUGCCAGAGUUCAGGGAGGUGGGGAACUACCUGAAAGAGAAGUACCACAGGGCUCUGAAGGUGGAUCUCCUACGAGGAGCUGGGAACAGUGCUGCCAGCCGAGGGGCCGUCGCCGAGACCUUCAGUUCCAUCUCUCGUAAGGAGCUGGUCCACCUUGAAGACUCCCCUGAUUACUGCCUUGAAAACCGCACUCUGGGCUUGCCGGGCACAGAGGGCCGCGAGUGCCUUAAGAAGGGCAAGAACUUGAGCAAAUGGGAGAAGCGCAGCUGCAAGAGGCUAUGUGGAGAGUGCGGCCUGGCUGUGGAGGAGCGCAAAGCGGAGAUGGUGUCAAGCUGUAAUUGCAAAUUCCACUGGUGUUGCGCAGUGAAGUGUGAGCAGUGCAGAAAGACAGUGACUAAAUACUUCUGUGUAAAGAAAGGAGGUCAGAGGGGAAGGAAUGAGAGUGCCGGUAGCCGCCGGAAGAACCUCAGACUGAGGAAGAAGCACUGAGCACCCUUAUCACAAGUGUCAUCAUAUGUGUGUCACUGCAGUUCGGUCAACAGACUCCCUGUGCAUGUUCAGAUAGUGUGUGUUUUGGACAACAGAUAAGCAAACAAUACAAUUUCAGACCAUCUUCAUUGUCUUUUUUUCUAUUAAAAGUUAAAGAUUGUGGGAUGUGCACAAAGUCACAUGGUAGAGAAGUUCACAACUUUGUAGAGUUUUUGGUAUAAAUGUAUUUAAGAUAUAUUUUUAUACUUUUUAAAACAUUAUCAAAAGUCACUGGGCAUUUGAAGAACAUUUAUCUGACUGCUAAAUUCGCCACAACAUGAUUAAUUUAUUUUCAUACAUACACAGGAAAAUGUAAACAGUUACUUUUUGAGCAGUGGAUGAUAUGAUGGUUUAACAUUGGCAUAAUCAGCUUUUGAAAACACAAUUAUCAAGAACCAGUCAGGAUGUAAUCCCAUGAAUGCCUAAUACUGUCAGCCUAGUAGUUAUAUUUGUAUGUUUCAACUAUUAUAGCCAAGCUUUACAUUUAUUAAGAAACAUUUUGUAAUUUUUUUUGGAAAGUCUGGUCCGCCCUGACCUUUGCUGCCCUCUUGAUGUAUUUAAUUGUAUAUAAAAUGAAGCACUUUGUACUGUACAUUGUUAAUUUAUUGCACAGCAUUUCCUAGUUUUGCUUUAUUGUUAGUUGCCUUUAUGGUUUGUUUUCUAUUAAAAUGUAA
Messenger RNA from Eleginops maclovinus (Patagonian blennie), 2610 nucleotides. It is a transcript of the gene wnt8b, whose product is annotated as wingless-type MMTV integration site family, member 8b. Lineage: Eukaryota; Metazoa; Chordata; Actinopteri; Perciformes; Eleginopidae. The coding region runs from base 815 to 1897 and encodes 360 amino acids. The transcript is spliced from 6 exons. Gene Ontology annotation, cellular component: extracellular region. The record is from RefSeq and is a predicted model, not a curated record. Gene Ontology annotation, biological process: neuron differentiation; cell fate commitment; canonical Wnt signaling pathway. Gene Ontology annotation, molecular function: cytokine activity; frizzled binding.